Molecule: messenger RNA, 1008 nt
Organism: Exophiala spinifera
Lineage: Eukaryota; Fungi; Ascomycota; Eurotiomycetes; Chaetothyriales; Herpotrichiellaceae
Exons: 3
Coding region: 1-1008 (335 amino acids)
Biological process (GO): regulation of transcription by RNA polymerase II
Molecular function (GO): RNA polymerase II cis-regulatory region sequence-specific DNA binding; DNA-binding transcription factor activity, RNA polymerase II-specific
Source: RefSeq, a predicted model, not a curated record
AUGGACCACUACGGCCAAACAGCUGCCAGACCUUAUCCUUCUCACAAUCAGCCAGUGCCCUCUCAACCAAGGCUCGAGAUACCUCAGCCUGAGCAACAGCUCCCAUCUAUUCGAGAAGUCAUUCCUCCUCCGCGCGGGAACACUCUCGAGUCCAACGCUCAAGAAGUGCCAUCCUCACGGCCCAUGGCAGUAUCAUAUCUCAGCUCGCAGCCCACCACCGGCAUGAGUGUCGCCGCAGUCCCAGCACCAGCUCAACCACAUUCCAGUCCCAUGGCGUACCCAGCAGACAACUCCAGCCACAUCCAGAUGAACGGACUUCCCCCUUCUCUCCAGUUGCAAACACCCGCCAGAACACCAGCAGAGUACAGCUCUCCCUGGUCGACGUCUUCAACAUAUACGGAUCCAGUUCCUAUGAGCGCCGGCCCUACAGUGCCGGCUCAGUUCGGGAUGGCUCAGCCUAUGAUCCCUUCGGAUACCCAGGACAGCGUAUACUCUUCGGCCUAUUCGAUGCCUCGACAGGCCCAUGAGAGCCCCGACUCAUAUCAGCGAUGGAGGACCCCCGAAGUCCAGUCUACUCCUCGGUAUAAUCCGUACAUGGCGAUGGAUCGUUCAUACCAAUCGGUGGACUUUAACAGAUAUGGCCAACCUUACGAUCAAUACCGGAGCCCUAUGGGAUAUGAUGGAGGCUACCGCUCAGUCGAUACCUCACCAUACCAUGUCAAGUACGGCCAGUUGUUGUCCUAUCCCAUGAUGGGAUAUCCCUCUCACGCGGGUGGCCGAAGACGCCGGGGCAAUCUACCAAAGCCAAUCACCGACAUUCUUCGCCUGUGGCUCCAAGACCAUCUGGACCAUCCCUAUCCCAGCGAUGAACAGAAACAGAUCUUCAUCCAACGAACCGGUUUGACCAUCAGCCAGAUUAGCAAUUGGUUUAUCAACGCCCGUCGUCGGCAGCUACCAGCACUUAAACUCAAACGCGAGAGGGCGAAGACCCUACAAAGCCGCGCUUGA